AUGGCCUUUGGGGACCCACCACGUGACCUCUUACAAAAGGACUUCAUUGACAAAAGCCAAGCAACCGUCAAUUACAGGACACGAGAAUACGACAACCCGACAUCCAGCAACCCCAGCCCGCAGAACGAGCCGUCUAGGGCAGGAUUUGUGCCGAGACCAGAGCCGGUGUCCCAGAGCUGUGUGGUCAGAUGGGGAAUAGACCACCAGCACCAUCAGCACCAUCAGACCACAUCUACAAGCAUUGGCCAGCUGACCUGCACGGACAGACCUAGGGAGAACGAUGAUGGUGAAGACGAUGAUCGUCCCCCCUUCACGCCGCCGCCGCCCAAAGAGAGGCUGAGCUACACCAGAUACCAGCUGGCACUCCUGAACGGCAUUUACCAGGAGGUCAGGUACCCGAAUGGAACCCAGAAACAGCUGAUAGCUAAACGAGUCGGGAUCACAAGAGAACAGGUCAAAAUAUGGUUUCAAAACAGAAGGCGUAAGGAUGUAGUGACAAAAGGGUCAGAUAAAAACAAGGAUUCAAAGGCAGCUGGAAACUCUAUCGAAACAAAUAAUCCAUCCCCUGAUGUGCAUGUUGGUAGUGACAGCAGCAACCAUUUCGAGGAAGAAAAAAUCAACAAAGAUGAACCAGCACCCGGUGGUGAAAAUGUUCACAGCUCUGUCAUCACAACAAACGGUGUGGCCAAUUUUAGCAGCCCUAACAACCUGCCCAGUGUUGCUGGAUCAACAGCAACAAACAAUGACACCGGGGUGUCUGAAUUACAACCUGCCAAUGGCACAGCAGCUUCUGCAGGACCAUCGUCCUCCAUAACAACAGUUUCUCCGAUGGUUCUUAGAAGUAUAAUAACAGAGCUGAAUAAGUUUGGCACAGAGUAUCUUAAGAUGAAGAAAAAGAAGAAAAGAAGUAAAACAAAAGCAACGAAAACAUCAGCUCCCGCGGUUGUGCCAUUGCCACCAACUUCUACUUCACUACCAACAUCUACUUCAACAUCAAAUACAUUAUUAUCUUCAUUAUCAUCGUUUUCCUCAUUGUCUUCAUGCAAAGCUCCACGCUUGUUCCAGAGCUACGAUAUGAUUGCUCCACCAAAUAAAUUAACACCAUCAGCUAACAAAGUUCUCCACACAAGUGAAGCUUCAGCGUUUCGAGAUCCCAGGUACGACAAAGCUCCUUUAAGCGGAGCAGUAGCAGCUGAAGGUGCUCCACAGUUGCGAGAAGGUUUUUCAUCACACAGGCCAGGCGAUUCUCUUGACUUCCUGCAGCAAAGACCUUUAGAACAUAUGCAUGGAUCCUCACAUCCAUCUUUCUCCUCUCAACCCUGCCAGCCCACGCUGAACACCUUGUUUCCCAGUCACGCAGUGCCUCAGUCUAUGCCCCAACACCCUGCAAUGUACGACAAUGUCCUUGGCUUGACAGACUUCCUAAGCAGUUACAGCAGUCAUCAGGCUAGUGCUGCCAUGGCUCAAAGACCAAUGGGACAAUCUCUCUUCUCAGCCAGUACCACACCAGGGGGCAGCACCAGCGACCACAAGUCGACCGGUGGUUUGUCCUACAACUCCUCACACUACCCCAUCUAUCAGCCUCGGCCUACACCACAGUUCACACCUCUCAGUCGGGUCUACCCGUUUCCUUUAAUAGCCGACCCACCCAUGGUCUUGUCAGGCAUGUGCCAGCCUGACACAUAUUUCCACCGCCCCCAAUGGCAGCCACACCCCCUGGCGUUAAGUUCUCAGACACCCCCACACAACUCACCGUCUGGCAUACCAGAAGACGCUUACAGACCACUGGUGAUCACCUCACUCAGCAACCCCUACUACUCCUCAGCCUCAUCAACAUACUCCUCCAGCUCGUCCACUCUACCUCAUCAGUCCUCCAUGUGGUCUCCCCAGUCAGACAUUUCAGAUUUAAACAACAAUUUCACAGAUUUGUAA
Messenger RNA from Physella acuta, 1932 nucleotides. RefSeq lists its product as uncharacterized. NCBI's taxonomy places the organism in Eukaryota, Metazoa, Mollusca, Gastropoda, Physidae. Gene Ontology annotation, biological process: regulation of transcription by RNA polymerase II. The record is from RefSeq and is a predicted model, not a curated record. Gene Ontology annotation, molecular function: DNA-binding transcription factor activity, RNA polymerase II-specific; RNA polymerase II cis-regulatory region sequence-specific DNA binding.